AUCAAAACUCAAGUUUGAAGUUUUUAUUUCAUUCAUUGUGUACAAGUUUAUUAAAUUUCUUGGAGCUAAUUAAGGUCCGGUCAUGGCUAGCUCGAGCUUCAUUGUUGGCAUCAUUGGGAAUGUGAUAUCUAUGCUCGUGUUUCUUGCCCCGGUGAAAACGUUCAAGCAUAUAGUGCAGAAGAAGUCAACAGAGAAUUUCAAAGGGAUCCCAUACAUAACAACACUACUGAGCACGAGUUUAUGGGCGUUCUAUGGGCUUCUCAUGCCUGGAGGUUUGCUUGUGGUGACGAUAAACGGCACCGGUGUUGCCUUGCACAUCAUCUACGUCUCUCUUUUUCUCACUUAUGCUCCUAAAAACGUUAGGAUUCAAUCUUUGAAGAUGGUUGGCAUCAUUGACGUAGCUUUCUUCGGGGCGGUGGUAGCAAUAACUCUUUUAGCUCUACAUGGAAAUACAAGGCUUAUGCCGGUGGGGCUUCUGUGCACUGGACUAACUAUUGGCAUGUAUGCUUCCCCUCUUUACGAAAUGGGGACAGUGAUAAAAAGGAAAAGUGUGGAGUAUAUGAUGCCAUUUUGGCUCUCAUUUUUCCAAAUGUUGAAUGGGGGCAUUUGGGCUUCUCAUAGUGUUCUUGUAAGGGAUCUAUACUUAGGAAUAUCCAGUGGAAUUGGAUUCCUACUCGGCUCAGCCCAAAUUAUCCUUUACUUCAUCUACUACAAGUCAACGCCGGCAAAUUUUACUGUGGAACCUGGUCCAUAG
Molecule: messenger RNA, 754 nt
Organism: Ipomoea triloba (trilobed morning glory)
Lineage: Eukaryota; Viridiplantae; Streptophyta; Magnoliopsida; Solanales; Convolvulaceae
Product: bidirectional sugar transporter SWEET16-like
Exons: 6
Coding region: 83-754 (223 amino acids)
Biological process (GO): carbohydrate transport
Cellular component (GO): membrane
Molecular function (GO): sugar transmembrane transporter activity
Source: RefSeq, a predicted model, not a curated record